GUGAAAUGACUGCCUUUAAUUUUUAGCUUUCUCAUAAUCUUAAUCAAUAAUUAGGUCUCAGUAUUCGUGUUCUGGAGUAAAUCAUGUCGAAGGUGGUUGGCCAAAGGAUAUCAAUAUGUCUGACCCUGAAGCCACCCAAAGAUAUCGACGCAAAAUAGAAAAAGACGAUGCUUACAUUCACGCUGUAAUGCAUUUGGGAAAUAGCAUGGAACAUAACAUUCUCCAAAACAAUGCAUUGGAUAUGUAUCAAAUAUACUACUCUGAGCUGCCUACUAUAUCGCCAGUGGAGCGGAGCAGUUGUCAAACAGUGAAUGUGUACAGAGAGCCUGGAGCUAGGAGGCCAGUGCGUUCUCUGUCUUGGCAAGCCGAUGGUGGCGCUAAGUUGGCUACUGCACAUGCUGAUGUCGACCUAACUAGGAAUCAUAGAAGUCCACAAUUUUCCUACAUUUGGGAUAUAGAAAAUGCAAAUGCACCAGAAAUGAUAAUAAGACCGCCUCAGCCAUUGCUGGAUUUACAAUACAAUCCACGAGACCAGAAUAUACUCAUCGGAGGGAUGUUUAACGGACAGGUGGGCUGGUGGGAUAUGCGUAAAGGAGGCGAACCGGCGGGCAUAUGCGCACCCCACAGUGCGCACAGGGAUCUAGUUAGAAAUGUUCUCUUCAUCAAUACCAAAAUUGGGGCGGAAUUUUUCUCAUCUUCACCAGACGGUGUAGUAAAAUGGUGGGAUACAAGAAACAUGAACGAACCUACGGAUUCCAUGAUUAUAGACAUUGUUAAAAAUCCAACCGAUACUCCUAGCAUCGACAGAGCAAUCGGGAUCUCCGCACUAGAAUAUGAACCAACUAUUCCAACUAGAUUCAUGGUGGGGACUGAAACUGGACUUGUGAUAGGAGGCAAUCGUAAGGGUAAAAAUGCCGUGGAAAAACUUCCUUCUAAGUACGAAGCUCAUCUUGGUCCGGUAUACUCACUACAAAGGAAUCCCACGUUCUUGAAGAACUUCCUUACUGUCGGUGACUGGACUGCCAGAGUAUGGAGUGAAGACUGUCGCGAGUCCGCUGUAUUGUGGACUUACUCGCAUCGCACUAAACUCACGGAUGGCGCUUGGAACCCCGUCAGGUUUUCCUGUAUGCUCAUAACGCAAUGGGAUGGAUGCCUCUCGUGCUGGGAUCUGCUGCGAAGAAGGAGCGCUCCAAUAGUGACUGCUCAGCUUUGUGAUGAGCCGCUAUUAAGACUACGACCACAUGAAGCGGGUCAACUUGUAGCUUGCGGCAGUAGCAAGGGAACUGUAUACCUAGCUGAAUUGUCGCAGAACUUGGGCACCGCUGAUAAAAAUGACAAACAACUCCUUACACAAAUUCUCGACCGUGAGAACAAACGCGAACGCAUUCUAGAAGCUCGCAUGAGGGAGCUACGUUUGAAGAUGCGGCAAGACCACGGCGUUCAGCAGGGGAAUGAUAACGACACCGCCAACAGCGAUCGCGAUAUAGAGGAGGCGACAGCUGAAUACAUGCAGAUGAUCAACGAGCUAAGCAUGCAACAGAAGCAAUCGCAAACCACAUAGACCGAAUAUAAUAACAAAGAACUGUCGUCUGUAGUUGAUUUUAUUGUAAAGACCACGGCGAUCAGCUGUGCAGCGAUAACGACACCGCCAACAGCGAUCGCGAUACCGAGGAGGCCACGGCGGAGUAUAUGCAGAUGAUAUACGAAUUAAACACGCAACAGAAGCAACCGUAAAUCGCAUAGAAGAAUAGAAUAAUAAUAAUAAAGAACUAUUGUCUAUUGCCAUAUUUUUUGUGUAUAAAGACCACGGAAGAGUACAUGCAGAUGAUCACAGAACAGAGAAAGAGGUUAGGAGGGUGAUCAUAGACCGUGUGAAUGGGAACAUCGGUUCCCAUCGGUCGCCGACUCGCUCUCACUACGCAUCCACCUAAUACAUAAUAGCCAAUCAAACGACGCGACAUCAAACAAUCGAACCAAUCAGGGCUCACACCCGGGAGCAACGACGCAAUAAGAACAAAAUUUUGGUCAAGUACUCACACAUAACUAUGGCGCGCCUGCCCAGCCCACAAAGCCAUCCUAGCUUCUUUGUUUUCCGUGCAGAUACUCUAAGAAAUAAACACGCAACAGAAGCAAUCGAAAACCACAUAGGUAAAAAAUAAAUAAAGAACUAUUUACUGUUGUCAUUUUUUUUGUAUAAAGACCACGGGUCAGCUGGUGACCGACAACGACACCGCGCCGCGCCGUCAGCGACCGCAGCAUAGAGAAAGCCACAAUUUUAUUAUGACGCGAUAAAAUAAUAGCCUUCAUUAUCACUCGAGAAUCAUGGUGCUUCAUAUAAUUUGAAAGAACUCUAAAAUAUCAUCCUAUCCAUGUCCCCAAUGCUGGGGCCAUGACCCACCACAUAGUCCCAGUUUGGAUUGCAGGUGGAUGUAAUGAAACGCCGGGACCAACGGCUUCGCUUAAUAUGCCUUCCGAGGCACGGAAGAUCUCUGUGUCAUUACGAAACUUGGUCAACUUCCACGAUUGCAGACCAGUGCCCUAUUUAUCAAAACAUACAAGUUCACAAAUUAUACUCUACAAGGAAGAUUUUACAAGUUCAAGUAAAUUACGUUUAUUAAAAAAAAACAACGUUUCUAAAAUUAAAUGCUGCUAGAUGCUUAUUGUAAUGCUAAAAUCAACACUGAAUGAUGUUUUUUCCCCGCCUCUUUGCGGUUCCUUAAAGUUUCGUUAUGUCCGCCCACAGCUUAGCUCAGAGACUCGCUGUUAUGAUGUGUACUUUUGAUUAACACAUACUUGCAGUAAUGUUUCUUUUAACAAACAAAUUACAAUGCUUGUAAGCUUUGAAAAUCAGGGCAGAGACGCUUAUAACUGCGCCAUCGAUAUCUCCUCUAAAUUUUGCCACACAGGAGGAAGCAGAAAUUAAUUAA
This is a messenger RNA of Chilo suppressalis (striped riceborer), 2927 nucleotides long. Lineage: Eukaryota; Metazoa; Arthropoda; Insecta; Lepidoptera; Crambidae. The record is from the annotation of a GenBank genome assembly.